This is a messenger RNA of Suillus bovinus, 1181 nucleotides long. RefSeq lists its product as uncharacterized. The transcript is spliced from 2 exons. Gene Ontology annotation, molecular function: protein C-terminal S-isoprenylcysteine carboxyl O-methyltransferase activity. Gene Ontology annotation, biological process: C-terminal protein methylation. Gene Ontology annotation, cellular component: membrane; endoplasmic reticulum. Bases 183 to 908 code for a protein of 241 amino acids. The record is from RefSeq and is a predicted model, not a curated record. NCBI's taxonomy places the organism in Eukaryota, Fungi, Basidiomycota, Agaricomycetes, Boletales, Suillaceae.
GAACCGGAUAUUGUAAAUAGCAAGACCCGGAGAUAUUUCCAUCUGACGAGCUCACCGUCCUGCACUAGGUAAGAGUAAGUAUAUCAUAUGCAAGUGGCUGAGAACAGACAUCCAUCUUAUAAAAACUCCUCCGACUUGACCAGUUCCUAUUAACAUCUCCAGACCAAGUACAGCGGCACACAAUGAGUCUAUUAAAGAUCCCCUUCAUCCUAGUUUCCGCCGUUGGCCUCCAUAUCUCGUUGACUGAUCCUUCUUCACCACCGUCAUCUAAAGAGAGGGUGGUUCACUCGCCGCUCGAAUCCUUCAUUGAAUGGUUUAUAAAACUUCGCGGUAUGGGGUUAAUGCAGAUCAUGGCAUGGGCAGCAUCUUCUGCUGAAGUGGCUAACAUCCUGGCCAUGCAUAUAAGUCCCUCGCAUGUUCCAGGAGGCAUUUAUGGCGCUAGAGUUGUGCAGCUUCUGCGCGUUCUUCACCCUACACCAAUCACCCCUGCUUUCAUUGCUGGCAGUAUUUCCAUCGCGAUUGGCGGCGCAUUGAGGCUAUAUUGUAUGGCGACUUUAGGAAAGCUCUGGAGCUUCCACCUCAGCGUCAGAAAAGAGCACAGACUUGUGACAAGCGGGCCGUACUCGGUGGUGCGCCACCCGAGCUACACCGGUCUCCUUUUUCAAGGUAUCGGUGUCGCCAUCAUGUACGGAAGUCAAGGAUCGUGGAUGAGGCAAUCUGGGAUCUUACAAGUGCCUUUUAUUAAAGUAUUAGCAAUGAGUGGCUUUUUCGUAUUUAUCACAGUAACCCCUUGGGUUUCCAUCAGCCGACCUGUACAGGAGGACCAGAUGUUGCAGCGUGCUCUGGGACAAGACUGGGAGAAUUGGGCAAAGAAAGUGAAAUACCGGCUUAUUCCUGGGGUUUAUUGAUGAAAUAUAAUACUAGGCGCUUUGGGCGCACCAGUUUGCUUUUUGUACUUGUACUAUAAUGCAGGGAUCGGUGUUCUAUAGAGUUGAUUAUAUGAUGUACACCGUGUACAGGAACUAUCUGGUGGACCAUCCCACUUUUGUCUAUGAAAUAAUUAUACUGAAGCAAUGAAGCGGUGUACGAAGCAGAUUCUUGCCUCAUUUGUUGUUGCAAUGGACAAUAUCAUUUCGUACAUCACAUAAUGUGCGCGCUCGAUACCAAAAAAGCAAACAAAC